This is a messenger RNA of Auanema sp. JU1783, 1179 nucleotides long. The record is from the annotation of a GenBank genome assembly. Lineage: Eukaryota; Metazoa; Nematoda; Chromadorea; Rhabditida; Rhabditidae.
AUGUCAUCAUCAGCUUAUUCACGCAAAACUCUUAAGCUAUCUCAACAACGCGGACAACACAUUCCAACUUUCGUAUUAUUAGCACUGCUAUUGAUGAAGAUAUGCAUUAGCUAUCAAUAUGUUAAACCUAACUUCGAUCAUUGGAGACGGAUGUUGAGGGUUGUAGAGAAUGUGGAUAAGUAUUCUAAACUCUUACCUCUCAAUACAAUCGAUGAACUGCCACCACCUUUCGAAAGAUUCAUUGAUCUACUCCGUAAUUAUCAGAACCCUCCAUAUAUUGUUUUCUUCGAUCAAUCAAACUAUGACGUAACUCUGAACUUUAUUUGUAAUUUACAAUACUUUGACGUGAAAGAACGUUUGGUUGCCAUCUCAUUUGAUGCGUUAGCAGAGAAAGCCCUCAAUGAAGCUUAUCCUGAAAUAACAACGGUGACAGUGGACUUCACCUAUGUAUCGUCUCUAUUAUCAACUGAUUUGGAAAAUAGAAAUUAUCUGAUUUAUCAACUAAUUUUAUUGCUUCGCUCUCGUAUAUCAGCAGCUUUAGCGAGGAAUAAAAUAGAUUUCUGGGCUGUUCAGCAGGACAGUUUAUGGAUAAACAAUGUUGCCAAUUUGAAUUUAGAGGAUAUGUAUUCAAACUCUUACAUGAUGUUUGAUAUUGUUGGAAAUGAUCACAUUCCAAUAUACGAAAGAAUGAAGGGCUGGAUAUGCGGAUCAACAUAUUUCGUUCGAGGCAAUGAUAUUACGGCCGAUUUCUUUGAUAAGGUAGCGUUAUUCAUGACGCGACGCUUGUCACCAGAUUCAGCUAUUAUGACGUACUUGUGUGGACGGAAGUAUUAUAAAUGCGCUAAACUACCUCGGAGGAUUGCAUCCAGCUCCGAUUACUUUCUCGGAAGCAGAAACUUCUUACCUGCUAUGCUGCAGAUCGAUCAUAGGAGUAAAAUAUCCAAAAUGGAUCUUUUCCGAGCCAAUAAUUUCAAUUUUCUUUUGAAUGAUGGAUCUUGUAAUUACACAGCUGUUCAGAAGCUACGACAUACAGUUCCAAUAGCAUUACGCGAAGUCAGAUUACAGCAGUUCGAGGAAAAUAACAAAUUAGAAGAUAUUUUUUAUUUCUUUAAAGAGAACUUCGGACUGGAUCCAUUCAAUAAUCGGCGGUUUCUACAUGUACACGAUACUCUUGUGUAA